GAAAGACAGAGACACCAGAGAGAGGAAUGCAAAACAAAUGCACUGUCAGUUGGCCAGCAAACAAACAAGACGACGUGAAGAAGGCGAAGCAACAUUCAGUCGCUCCGUUCAUCUGUUAUAAAGUGUUAUCAUGAGCUGUAAUCUUGUGAAAUCUCUUGCUCGGGUUUAUGACCCCAAACCUCUCCAUGCUCAAAAACGGGCCAACGGUGGAAGAGCCGGGACCAAAAGAUCCUCACUUUUUACACCAAACAAACAUCUGUCAUCUUCAUCUUCCUCAGUACCUGCUUCUUCUCAGCAUUUCUCGAAGUCUUCUUCUGCUCUCAUAGAUAUUAAAGGACAGGUCAAUGGUUUGAAUGGCAAGAUGGACAAACUACUCAAGCUGCAGGAAACAGCUUUAAAACGUCUGGAUGACAUCGGUCGGAAACAAAACACAUCGAUUGAUGGCCGGAGCGUGGAACGGGCGUUGCUUGACAUGCAGGUUGCCAUAGAAACCAUUAGAGAGAAGGCGGAGCAACAGGAACAAAGGAUUGAUACUUUGGAGCGAUUGGUUGGCGGAAUACAACAAGUUGUCAAUUUCAUUGUUGAUGCGGUGAAGCAUUCGAGACUGGCUGAUCUCUUGAAAAACACUCAAAAGCGUAAAAAGUCAAGCAGUAGGCUUAGAGAUAAGGAUGGGAAAGAGAAAUCUAAAGUGUAUCCAAAGGGGUCGAAAACACAGAAGAAGAAAAAACUACAGGAUGCAAGAGACGUAGUUUAUGCUGGUUUAGAAGUCCAGAAGCUUAAUGAACAAAACGCUCAGUUUUCUAAAUGCACAGCAGAAGUUGUGGCCGGCACAACAGAGUCUCUGGUCCUUAUUAAAGAAGAGCAUGAAUCUGAGCGAUGUAUAGAAAUAAAGGAUGAUGAACAGUCACCAGUGGAGGAGGAAGAGACAUCCAAAGAAGAAAUCGUAGCUGAAUUGUUGCCAGUAGAAGAGGAUGAACAGCAGGAGAAGACAGAAGAUCUAUCAGAGAUCCAGCAAACUUCAGCAAAUUUAAUCAACCAGACUGAUGAAAAAAUCCUAGUAACACAAGACAGCUUCGUGGAGCAUCAGGAAAUUACUUUAAGUUCUUUGACGCAUGUUACUGAUGAGAAUCUGGAGUCCGAUGACCUAAAAAGUCAAGUAGAGGAAGCGUCAGAGGAGUUACAGAUCCUGGAGGCAUUAGAUGCAGGAAGUGAAGAUGCAGAGGAAGGACCGGAGAGAACAGAGGAGGCCACAUUAGAGGAGAGACAAGACGGAGAGCCUGUAACUGAAGAAUUUGUAAUUGAUACCACCCCUCCUCCACCUGCUCCAUUUGAGCAUCGUAUGGUCACGGCCAAAACCCACCAGAUUGCCAGCUACUACAAUAUCAAUAAAGAGGAAGUUCUUGGAGGUGGACGCUUUGGUGUGGUACACAAAUGUGUUGAGAAAUCUUCUGGCCUCAUAUUAGCAGCUAAGAUCAUCAAAGCCAGAAGUCAGAAAGAGAAGGAGGUGGUAAAGAGUGAAAUUGAGGUAAUGAACCAACUGAACCAUGACAAUCUGAUUCAGCUCUACGCUGCCUUCGAAUCUCGCCAUGAAAUUGUUCUAGUGAUGGAAUAUGUUGAUGGCGGUGAGCUGUUUGACCGGAUCAUAGAUGAAAACUAUAAACUGACAGAGCUGGACACAGUCCUCUUCAUCAGACAGAUCACUGAAGGCCUCCAAUAUAUGCAUAACAUGUAUAUAUUGCACCUUGACUUGAAGCCAGAAAACAUUCUUUGUAUCAGUCGAGAAACAAACAAGGUCAAGAUAAUCGAUUUUGGACUUGCUAGAAGAUAUAAACCCAGGGAAAAGCUGAAGGUAAACUUUGGCACACCUGAGUUUUUGGCUCCUGAAGUAAUCAACUAUGAAUUUGUUUCAUUCCCAACUGAUACGUGGAGUUUAGGUGUCAUAACUUACAUGCUGCUUAGUGGACUGUCACCGUUCCUGGGCGAGGAUGAUAAUGAAACCUUGAAUAACAUUCUGGCCUGUCAGUGGAGUUUUGAAGAUGCAGAGUUUGAGGAUAUCUCAGAGGAGGCCAAAGAUUUCAUCACACGCCUCCUUGUAAAAAGCAAGAGCUGGAGAAUGAGUGCAUCCCAGUCACUGAAGCACCCAUGGCUUUCAGACCGAGAACUUCACCACCGUCUGCAUCAAAAGAAAAAUAUGUGUCACUCUUCACAUGGCCCUCCUCCAGAGGUCUCAUAGACACAGAAGUGAUCAAAGGCUCUGGUGAUGCCGUGGCAAAAAAACUGGACCAAUAAUGUACCUAAACAGCUAUCUGUUACAUAUCUUGCUGUGUAAUUAAUUUUUAUAAAUACCUCAACAUAACAGCUCAGAAGCGCUACAAGCAAAGUAAUGCCCACCACCUAUAAUAUGUUGCACACUAUUUUGUAAACAUUUAUGGCUAGAUGAAAACCUGCUCCUAUCUAGACCUGGUUUGAGUGAACUGUGUGGCUAUUGGAAUCGUCUGGGUUCUUCUUACUUAAGGUUUAUAGUUAAUGCUAUAGGAAUGAGGUCUUGUUAAGCCAGGUCUAGAAAAAGUAAGCUAAAGGCUUAAACAGCCCUAAGGAAAUGAUCAAACUCUAUACGCACAAAUAUGUUUAUUUCUCAGUGAUCUCUUAAAACAUAAGCACACUUAAAGGUGCAGUGUGUAACUUUUAGCGGCAUCUAGUGGUAAGGUUGUGAAUUGCAACCAACGGCUUAGUCCACUGCUCACCCCUCGCUAUUGAAACACAUAGAGAAGCUACAGUAGCCGCCACCGGACAAACAUGUCAUCGUCGGAGACAACUUAGUAAAAAAAAUUGUCCGUUAAGGGCUUAUGUAGAAAAAUGGCGGCGCAAAAUGGCGACUUCCAUGUAAGGGGACCCUCGGUGUAUGUAGAUAAAAAGGUCUCAUUCUAAGGUAAUAAACACAUGAAAGGUCUUUAUACACCCCUGACAAUAUAGUUUUGUAUAUUAUUUUGCAUUUCUGAUCCUUCUAAAAAUUACACACUGCACCUUUAACAUCUCAAUUCUGCAAAUGAUUUAGGACUUAAGUGCCAAAGAACGGUGGAGUUUGUCUGCUUGCAUGUAUCUGUUAUUAUUUGACACUUACCUGCAUGCAGCCAUGCAGUAAACUCUACACUGUCAAAAAAAAAUUGUAAAAAUGGUCCCAAGCUCUUACUGGGGCAGAACUCUUAAAAAGGUUCAAGUAUGUACUAUCUGUGUACAGAUGUGUAUUCAGUUUGUAUCAAUAUGUACAUUUAAAGUACUGAUAUGCACUUCUGAUGUGCUAAUAUUAACUCUUUGAGGUGUACUCUUUCAAAUAGAGUGGCAUCUAAGGACUAUUUUUUAUCAAUUUUUUUCUAACAAUGUACAAUCAAUAAAUUAAACAUGCAACCGUUUCUAAGAAUUGUUCUGAAUCCCAUGAGGUGUUUAGCUGCUGAUCUGAGACUUUUUGUAUCUUUAUUUUUAAGCUUGAACUUUGAGACUGGGACACCGGCUUUAAGACUGGCCCUUUUAUGCAACAGUAUGGUCUUGCUCGCUCCCUCUCUUUUUAGCAGACAUCUUGCCUUCCAUGAAGGCCAAUAAAAAAACAGAACACUACCUACAAUUAUACUGAUAAUGUUCACACGGUCUAAAGUUUACUAUUGUGAAAAUGCUUUCACAGUAUACCAGAGGGGGAGAAUUGUACAGAAAUGUACAUCAGUUUUGGUUAACGAAUUAGUGUUUUAAAAUAGGUGAAAGCUGACACAACGAGUGUUUUUUGAAACAGUCUUUGUUUUAAAUGCUAAAUAAGAGAGAAGCUUUAUUUAUUUUUAUGUGUUUGAUUUUUAUGUUCUGAAAACUUUCUGAAAUCUAUAUUAACAAUAAGAGAUUUGGUUUUUAUUUUGUCUAAAACUGUAUGUUUGUUAAGACUGGAUAGAUGAAUGAUGAAACAUAGUAAUGACUCAUGAACUGACAGAAAAAAUACAACAAACAAUUUGAGUACUUUUGCCAACAGCAUUUGAAAUAUAUCUUGUUGUGUCGAAUGUUGUGUAAGUGCCUGGGAACUUCAAAAAAUAUAUUGUUAUAAAUUAUAUAAUAUAUAAAUAAUUCUAAAUGUUAUUACCAUUAAAAUAUAUGUUAAGCAUUU
This is a messenger RNA of Misgurnus anguillicaudatus (oriental weatherfish), 4141 nucleotides long. Lineage: Eukaryota; Metazoa; Chordata; Actinopteri; Cypriniformes; Cobitidae. The record is from RefSeq and is a predicted model, not a curated record.